Messenger RNA from Lutzomyia longipalpis, 1256 nucleotides. RefSeq names its product brachyurin-like. The record is from RefSeq and is a predicted model, not a curated record. The transcript has a single exon. Gene Ontology annotation, biological process: proteolysis. Lineage: Eukaryota; Metazoa; Arthropoda; Insecta; Diptera; Psychodidae. Bases 38 to 976 code for a protein of 312 amino acids. Gene Ontology annotation, molecular function: serine-type endopeptidase activity.
AGACGCCAGGUGAUCUGGGAGUAGGUUAGUUGUGAAAAUGAAGACGUUCAUUGUGCUGUGCGUUGCUGUAUUCGCCUUGGCUGCUGCCAGCCAGGAUAUUGAGAUUGAUUGGUCCACCGUGAGGCCCCUCUGGGAGGUGUCAACAUGGCAGGAUGCCCAUCCGAAGCUUAUGGAAAUUGUCCGUGCUCGCAAGGAUAUGCCGAAAAUUGAGUACGGCCCAGCUGGACGCAUUGUCGGUGGAACCUAUGCUCAACCCCAUCAGUUCCCCUACCAAGUUGGUCUAAUCCUCCACAUGGAUGGUGGCAAUAGCUUCUGCGGUGGCUCCCUGUUGUCUCGCAACUACGCCAUGACUGCUGCUCAUUGCUUGGAUGUUGCCAAUUCGGCUAUUGUUAUCCUCGGUGCGCAUCACAUCUUUGACGCAACGGAACCAACGCAGCAACGUAUCUUGUCUGAUGGAAGCAGCUUCCGUCUCUACCCCAACUGGGAUGCUUCCUUGGUGCGCAACGAUCUCGCCACGCUGCGUCUCAACACACCCGCUGAUUACAUUCCUGGACUGGUGCACAGUGUCCGUCUGCCGAACUUCCGUCAAGCUGAGGAUGGUGUCACUUUUGCUGGCCAGUUGAGCAGCAUCAGUGGAUGGGGACGCUUCAAUGACUCCAGCAAUGAUCUGUCGCCAACACUCCGCUAUGUUCGUCUACCCAUCAUGACCAAUCUCGCCUGCACCCUCCGCUGGCCUGGUAUCAUCCAACCAUCCAACAUCUGUGCCGAUGGUGCCAAUGGUGGCCCCUGCAAUGGAGACUCUGGUGGCCCAGUGAGUGUAAUUGAAGCUGAUGGCAUCACAACACAAGUUGGUGUUGUAUCCUUCGGUCUUGCUCUCGGUUGUGAACUCAACUGGCCAAGUGCACAUGCCCGUACCACGUCCUUCAUCCAAUGGAUUGACGACAAUACUGAUCAUGAAAUUCGCGAAAACUGGUGAUUGACGGCAUCCCCUUGAUCCCUCCUCUAGAUUGAUCUUGUGCAAUAAAAGUCAUCUAAAUUACAAACAAUCAAAAAAUAUCUUCGCCUGAUGUUCAUCAUCCAAUUAAGCCCUGUCAAGAUCCUACGCCUGGGCACAACAACCAAAAUGCCUGAUAAGAUUAGCCUACGGUUGGAACUUCACCUGCAACGGGUAGUUUGGAUUGAGCUUCGUUGCUCUCUGUGGGUGCUUGAGCACUGCUGUUCCCCCCCUAAGAAAAUAAAUCAUUAAAAGCACAGCA